UAAUUCUGUGUGUGAGUGUGUUUUAAAACAGCCGCCAACAUUCUGAGCUCACUGUGGCAAUCUCCAGCGCAAUUAGGCCUGGAGAAGAAACCAGAUUUUGGUGGAAACAAAAUAAUUAACAUUCAUACUCCCAGUCCCUCGCCGCCGGGACAUCCGACCAUGGUCGAAACCGCCUCACCUCCCUCCGGACUAACAAUUAAACCCUGUUCCAGUCCAAUUGAGCAUCAUCAUCCGCACAUUGCCAUUCACGGUCAAAGUUUAAACGCGAACACAAAUUCCAACAGCAACAGUCCCCGAACACCUCCUAACUAUUUAACAACAGCUAUGUUGUUAAAUAGUCAAAACUGUGGCUAUCUUGGCCAGCGCCUACAGAGUGUCUUCCAAAAUCACCAACAACAACAACAGCAGCAGCGGGAACAACUCCAGCAGCAGCAACAACAACACCAGCAACAACAACAACAACAACAACACAACCAAAAUGACUGUCAGCCAACAAGUGAAGACCACAUUCACCACCACCACCGUUCAGUCACAAGUGGAACAUCUUCGGCCGCUUCCCUCUUCACCAUCGAUAGUAUCCUGGGCUCCCGAAAUGGAGUAAAUUUUAAGCGCGCCGAAAGUCCCGCGUCUCCAAGCAGUAAUAGUUCGGCAGCAACUAGCCCCAUCCGACCGCAAAGGGUACCCGCAAUGCUCCAGCAUCCUGGUUUACAUCUAGGACACUUGGCAGCAGCAGCAGCGUCUGGAUUUGCCGCUGCAGCAUCACCAUCGGAUUUUCUAGUUGCCUACCCUAACUUCUACCCCAACUACAUGCAUGCAGCGGCCGUGGCUCACGUGGCAGCUGCUCAAAUGCAGGCGCACGUAAGUGGGCACAGUGCGUUGGGGCACCACCACCAUCAUGUGGGUCAUCUGGGCCAUGGGCCGCCACCAAAACGAAAAAGACGCCAUCGCACCAUUUUCACCGAGGAGCAGCUGGAACAGCUGGAAGCGACUUUCGAUAAAACCCACUAUCCGGAUGUUGUGCUACGCGAACAAUUGGCGCUAAAGGUCGAUUUGAAAGAAGAGCGUGUCGAGGUUUGGUUUAAAAAUCGUCGAGCAAAAUGGCGAAAACAAAAACGUGAGGAACAAGAACGUCUGCGUAAACUCCAAGAGGAGCAAUGUGGAUCGUUAAAGUGUUCCCCAGAAGAAUAUUCAACACAGAUACAAAUUAAAACCGAUCCUAAUUUUAGUGAUGCUGAUGAAUCAUCUGAUUUGGAAGUUGCAUAAGAAAUAUAGAGACUUAUUUUAUUUUAUUUGUAAAUAAUUUGUAUUAAUUUUAUUUUAAAAUAAUUUAAAAAAAAUAAAUAUUUCCUUGUA
Episyrphus balteatus (marmalade hoverfly) is the source of this 1353-nucleotide messenger RNA. It is a transcript of the gene Gsc, whose product is annotated as homeobox protein goosecoid. Gene Ontology annotation, biological process: regulation of transcription by RNA polymerase II. NCBI's taxonomy places the organism in Eukaryota, Metazoa, Arthropoda, Insecta, Diptera, Syrphidae. The transcript has 3 exons. Gene Ontology annotation, molecular function: RNA polymerase II transcription regulatory region sequence-specific DNA binding; DNA-binding transcription factor activity, RNA polymerase II-specific. The coding region runs from base 160 to 1263 and encodes 367 amino acids. The record is from RefSeq and is a predicted model, not a curated record.